Molecule: messenger RNA, 1311 nt
Organism: Cannabis sativa
Lineage: Eukaryota; Viridiplantae; Streptophyta; Magnoliopsida; Rosales; Cannabaceae
Product: probable WRKY transcription factor 40
Exons: 4
Coding region: 108-1010 (300 amino acids)
Biological process (GO): regulation of DNA-templated transcription
Molecular function (GO): DNA-binding transcription factor activity; sequence-specific DNA binding
Source: RefSeq, a predicted model, not a curated record
UUUUCCUUUCAAUAAAAAAGAAAAAGAAAAGAUUUUAAUAAAUUUUCUUUGUGGGGAUCGAUCUUCAUCAUCCAAUUAUAUAUAUACAUUUAUAUAUAUAUAUAUUUAUGGAGUCAAAGUGGACGAAAAAUUCUUUAGAUCUCAAUCUUAAACCAUUUCAGCAUGUCACCGAAGUUACUGAUGGUGAUGAUGAUGAUGAAGAUGUUGAGCAUUAUAAUAAUAAGAAUGAUGAUGAAAUAUUAUUGGCUGAAGAGGUAAAUAGGAUGAGCUCAGAGAAUAAGAAGCUUAGUGAAAUGUUAAGUGUUAUGUGGGAGAAUUAUAACAAGCUGCAAACCAAAGUGAGAGAGUUGAUGAUCAACAAUAAUAUUGAUCAUAAUCAUAAUAAUAAUUAUGAACAAUAUUAUUCAUCCUUAUUAACACCAAGGAAACGAAAGUUAUUAUUAGAUGGAGAAGAAGAUGAAGAUUACUACAAGAGCAAUAUUAUUACUACUGAUGAAGUUAAUAAUCAGUACUAUUAUAAUUACUCUCCUAAUAAGGAGAUUAAUUAUAAGUCUAAGGUUUCAACCAUUUAUGUACGAACUGAUUCUUCUUCUGAUGAUCAUCAUGAUCAUAAUAAGACCCUGGUUGUGAAGGAUGGAUAUCAAUGGAGGAAAUAUGGUCAAAAAGUUACAAGAGAUAACCCUUCUCCUAGAGCUUAUUUUAAAUGCUCUUUUGCACCAAAUUGUCCAGUUAAAAAGAAGGUGCAAAGAAGUGCUGAAGAUCCAUCUCUGUUGGUGGUUACAUAUGAAGGAGAGCAUAUGCAUAAGAUUAAUAGCCACAAUAUAAAGAAGUCAUCCAUGGUGAGAUCCUUUGCUAAUAAUUCAACUAUAACCCUUGAUCAUCAUGAUCAUGGCCCAGUUUUGCAUCAAUUUUUGGUCAACCAAAUGGCUUCUUCAUUGACAAAGGAUUCAAAUUUCACAGCCGCUUUAGCUGCUGCGCUAUUUCAGGAAAAAAAGUCGAUUAUUAAUUAGACAAUAAUUAAUACAUAUAUAUAUAUUAAUUAUUACUACUAGCUAGGGUUUAUAUAUAUAUAUAGUAUGUUUUACAAUUAUAUAAAUGGUAGAGAAAAAUGAAAUUGGUGCGUGUGUAACGUACCAACUCGACUCGAUCGAUCUACAGAGGCUUUUUGUCAUGUUAUUUGAAAGAGGAGAUUAGCUAUGAAUAUAUAAAUAUAUAUUAUGUAGGUCCAUGUAAAUAAUAUCUACUCAAUCCUUUCGGCAAACUUUUGUGAAUAAAUAUUAAAACAAGAAUGAGUGUAAUUAUUUGCGAUGA